UACAUCAUAUCAAUGCUCGCCCUUGAGCCAUAGAGCCAAACGAGGACUUUAAACUAUGUAGGCACGGAGUAGAGGCUGGACAGCGGCGGGUUUAAAUGGGCAAUCUGAUGGGCAGCUGGAGAUACAAAGAGCCGAGCACAGUGGAAGAAUGCGACUCGACGUGGGAAACGGACUCGGAGAGCGACGAGCAUCAGCAGGGAGCAGAGGAGGAGGAUAGCGGCAUUUCCGAGUCCAUGAGCCCGGCAGAAUCAGGCAGAGAAGUCGAACAGCUGGAUCAUGAAUCACCGCAGUUUGGUGACAUAAUGAAGUCCUCCUCCAGGAUGAAAAGGAGUUUUUAUGCCGCAAAAGACUUGUACAAGUAUCGUCAUUGUUACCCGAACUACAAGGAGCCUCGUCAGCUGAACGAAUACUGCAAUCUGAGGUUCUAUCUGAAUAAGAUCCCCCUGGUGCCAGACGGUAUUUAUAUUGAAGAAAUCCUCACUAAUUGGAGGGGAGACUAUGAAAAGCUAGAGCACAAUCACACAUAUAUUCAGUGGCUAUUCCCACUCAGAGAACAAGGCCUAAAUUUUUACGCUCAAGAACUCACUCAGGAUGAGAUAAAGGAAUUCCAAAGCACCCGAGAAGCCAAGCGACGCUUCCUCCUAGCAUAUUCGAUCAUGUUGGAUUUCUUUGGGAUCAAGCUCCUGGAUAAAAACGGGAAUGUGGCUCGGGCGCCAAACUGGCAAGAUCGCUUCCAGCACCUGAAUGAGUCACAGCACAACUUCCUGCGGAUAACUCGAAUUCUGAAGAGCCUCGGUGAACUGGGCUUUGAAAACUUCAAGCUGCCUCUUGUGCAUCUGCUGCUGGAGGAGGCACUGGUAGAGGGCACAAUACCCAACAUGCGUCACAGCGCUCUGGAGUACUUCGUCUUCACGUUACGCCAGCACUCUCAAAGACGUGCACUGCUCCGCUUCGCCCAGCGCCAUUAUCAGCCACCAGAGAACUUCAUCUGGGGGCCACCAAAGAAGAAACGGAUUUCAGGGGCUUCUGGAUCCAUAGGGACAAAAGCAGGAAAAAACGAAGCAUUGGAGAGGAGUGCAGGCAGAGCCAGGUCACCUAAGGAGGGCAGGAAUCAGAGUAAUUUAGAUAGAGAGGACGUGGAUGAAAGGAAGAGUGGAGAGUGGAAAAUGGCAAAAAGCUCCAAGGUCCUGCAAGAAAGCAGGGGAAGGAUCGAUAUGGAGGAGUACAUUGAGACCAUUCCUUUGUAAGAACAUAGAGAGAGAGGGAUUUUGGGAGUGCAGGGACUUAGAUUAGCUUAAACUUGUCUUAAAAGGAUAGUUCACCCAAAAAGUUUAAUUCUGUCGUCAUUACUCACCCUUAUGUUGUUUCAAACCCAUAUAAUUUUCAUUCUUCCAUGAAACACAAAAGUAAGGCAGAAUAUUAGCCUCAGUCAUCAUUCACUUUCAUUGCAUCUUAACAAUGAAAGUGAAUGGUGACUGAGGCUGUUACACAUUCUACCACAGAAAAAGGAAAGUCAUAUAAGUUUGGAAUGACAUGAGGGUGAGUAAAUGACUACAACAUUUUCUUUUCUGUAAGAACUAUUCCUUCAAAGUUAGUAAAGGGAGCUGGCACAGCAAUAUUAUUCCAUAUAUUGGCCUUUUAGAAUCUUUCUUUGUGAACAACUUUUUCUUAACUCUGAAUACUCUUCAAAAUGUUAGCUGAUGAAUUUCUCUACUGUAGCUCUUACUUGUUCAAGUUUGCAGCCCUCGGGCAAAUUCUUAGCACAUGUACAAGUGUGAGUAUAUUUAAGUGUUACCUGAAAUGAUAACACGCGUGUGUUUGUUUGUGUGAAAUAUUGCACUUUUGACUAUCCAGUCUUCCUCUGUGAGAAAACAUUAUCCUAGUCCACAGACUUUGAUACAAGGCAUUAUUUGCUAAUCAGAAGCCUAUCUCUCUGAAGGAUGUGUCUUCUAUUUCUGUUUAAAGCUUGCGGAAGUUUCUUAUAACACACUCUUGUAGCUCCUUGUAACAGAUCAUUAUGAUGUAUAGUAAGUGUGAAUAUACUUGCAGGAAUUUUCAGGUAUGUUUGUGUGAGAUAGCCACUUCUAUAAUCCAGUUCUCUUGAAUAUGUCUUGCAAUAUAAAGUGCCUCUUCUUUCAUUUGUUAAGCGUAUAUAUAUAUAUAUAUAUGUGUGUGUGUGUGUGUGUGCUGUUUGAGUGAGGACAAUCAGGGCUAUUGAUGAUCACUAUCCACCUAGAAUAAAUGGUGUUUUUUUUAUAGCAGAUAUGAAUUAUUAUGGUGUAAGCUUAUAUGUUAACCACAGACAUGCGUUCAUACUUGGUUUGAUCCACACUGCUGUUUCAGAGGGCUAGCCAAUACAUCCACAGUAGAAGUAUAUGUGAGUGUGUAAAUAUCAGCCACAUACACACUGCAAAGUUUUGAGAGUGACAAGCCCUAUUUAGGGGAGUGGAUCCCGCUAAAUUAUAAUUCUGUGUGUAUGAAUGUAGGGGUCACUCCUGAAUUGUGAUGGUUGACAUAGUGAUAACUAUAGCAACAUUUACAAUUUGGUUUUCAACUUCAGUUUGGAUAUAUACGCACUGCACACACUUUAAAAAAAUGCCGUUAUCAAGUUAAUUUGGUUGUAGAAUGCAAUUGUCACUUCCUUGAAUAACACAAUAGUGUGUGUACAGAACGGGAGUAAGCACACAAAGGAUUGACAAAAGUAUUUACAACCAGGUCUCAUAACAAGUUGUAAUAAUACUACGAGAUGGUGAAAUUGUGAAAUGUAUGACUUUUACUCCCAUAGAGAAAAAUAAAGGAUCUAAUGAACAAUGUUAUUAUGACUUUUCCAAACGUUUAACCCCUAACCCAAACCUAAACCUAAUCAUGAUUUUGUUAUUAGCACACAUCAGUUAUUGUAUUGCAUAAGUACAUAUGGAACCAGUAACCAACUUUGUUCAGAUGUUACCUUUCUUAAAAUAAAGUGUUGGAUAGGAGGCUAGCUAAAAUGUGAUGCCUAUAUUGUAUUUAUUUGAAAGUUUUUUUGUUGAUUGGUUGAUCUCUACCGGAAUAAAAGUAAUACCUGUUCAUACAAGCCAAGGGAACAUUAUCUUAUGAAUGCACCAUCUUGAAUUAUUGUCAUGAGACUUUAGCAGCAGUGUGUAUGUGGCCAUUGCUUUAGCAUGAAACUUUAGCAACAGUGUGUAUGUACCCCCAAUUUAUUUUUUCCCUCAGUCAUUAUUUGGGUUGAGCACACUUUUCUGUUUGCUGCUGCCCAAUUUGUAGCUUGUGCUUCAUUUAACCCUGUCUCUUAGAAUAUGUGAGUGAAUGUGUAAGAUUGUUUAAGAAGGUCCUUUAUGGUUUAUGGGAGGGUUUUCAAUGGCUCCUGCUAAUGGAUAGUUACUUCUGUCCUUUUGGGAAACAAAUAGCCAUCAAGUCUUUUUUCCUUUCUUUGGAACCUGUAGUUCUAAAAGACUGUUGAAUUCUCUUCCAUUUGAACACUCACUCAAGAUAGAAAGACAGAUUUGCGUAUUUCAGUAUUUCUUGUGCCAUAAUUGUGUGGUUACGGUUUGAUUGGUCUCAUGUAUGGCACAGUUAGUGUUUUUUAUAUAUUCUAUAACUUUAUUGACAAGUGAUGAUUUGUAUAAGGAAAUGUGACAUGUUUGAACGUUCUUUAUAUUGUGGCCUACAGUAUAAUAAA
Molecule: messenger RNA, 3679 nt
Organism: Xyrauchen texanus (razorback sucker)
Lineage: Eukaryota; Metazoa; Chordata; Actinopteri; Cypriniformes; Catostomidae
Product: opioid growth factor receptor-like protein 1
Exons: 7
Coding region: 96-1247 (383 amino acids)
Cellular component (GO): membrane
Molecular function (GO): opioid growth factor receptor activity
Source: RefSeq, a predicted model, not a curated record